AUGCAACAAAAGAAACGGAAACAGACAUAUUUUUCUACUAAAUCAAUUGUUAGACCAAAAUCUACAAAUUUAUCUAAAAAUGAUGGGAGAAUAUGUAAAAAUAAAAAUUGUCGUUGUCGAGAACGAAAGUUGAGAUUAAUUAACAAAAAAAGAAGAAUUUUGGAAGAAUUAAAUAAAAAUAAAAAACAAAAGGAUAAAAAAAUAAAUAAAAUUAUUACAAAAGAAAAACAACAAAAAAUUAAAGAAAAAAUUUUAAAUAUAAAUGAGGAGAUGCUAAAUUUGGAUAAAAUUAAUUUGGAGAAAAUAGAGAGGGCUAAAUCUGUUUUGAAUUUUAAUUUGGAGGAAAUACAGGUAUUUAUUUUAAAGUGUGUGUAACUGAGUUGGGAGG
Messenger RNA from Meloidogyne enterolobii, 388 nucleotides. NCBI's taxonomy places the organism in Eukaryota, Metazoa, Nematoda, Chromadorea, Rhabditida, Meloidogynidae. The record is from the annotation of a GenBank genome assembly.